Molecule: messenger RNA, 1210 nt
Organism: Pelagomonas calceolata
Lineage: Eukaryota; Pelagophyceae; Pelagomonadales; Pelagomonadaceae
Source: the annotation of a GenBank genome assembly
CUCGGAUCUGGAAGGGCGUCCUAGCUCGUUUUUGCCUUUGAUAUCUCGUGAGUUCAGCUAAGGUGAGCACGCAACCUUCCGCGUUUCCAGCUAACCUGAGGCACGUUGGCGUACCUUUGGCACCAUCACAUCACGCUUGCGAGCCAACGGCUCGAGAUCCGCACCGACGGCCACGUAUAAGCCCAGCGACCAUCGAAGCUAGCAGUGGAUCGCUGCGCGACGUCGCUGGCGUGGACCCUCGGCGCUGGCCGCGAGCGUUUGUGAUGGUAGCUGUUGGCCGCGCGCGCUGCUUUCCGGCAGCGCUUCCUCCCCAGAGAUCUUUCGCUGCCGACCGCGGCCGCCGAUCGAGGGCGGUCCGGACCGAUGGCGUCGGGCCGCCUCCGAGAGGUGGCCGCCGGUCGGCGCGACGCGCAGCCCCUUCCCCCAACCCGGCACACGGCGCAGCAGCGCUCAGCACCCAACCCCCGAAUAAAACCCUCCCACGCCAUCCCGCGGCGGUCGGCUCACCCGCUUCCCCCCCGCGCGCAGAUCGCAACGAUGAAGACGGUCCUCGCGCUCGCCGCCGGCGCCAGCGCGCUCGUCGCCCCCGCCGCGCCGAAGGCCCAGAGGACGGUCGUGAAGGCGCUCGACACGGAGCUUGGUGUCCUGCCGCCGCUCGGCUUCUUCGACCCGCUCGGCCUCGCGGCCAAGGGCUCGGCCGAGGACUUCGAGCGCCGCCGCAUCACGGAGCUCAAGCACGGCCGCGUCGCGAUGGCCGGCUUCGUCGGCUACCUCGUGCCCGAGGUCUACAAGUGGCCCGGCUACCUGAGCCCGACGAACGAUUUGAAGUUCGAGGACGUGCCGAACGGCCUCAACGCGCUGCCCGUCGUGCCCGGGCUCGGCUGGUUCCAGAUGAUCAUGGUCGUCGGCUGGCUCGAGGCCGGCCCCUUCGCGGCGACGCGGAGCGAGUUCGCGGGCGACUUCGGCUGGCCCUACUUCGGCAAGCAGAUCCAGAGCGCCGACGAGAAGAAGUCGAAGCUGAACAUGGAGCUCCAGAACGGCCGCGCCGCCAUGUUCGGCGUGCUCGGCCUCAUGAUGCAGGACGCCGUCAACGGCGAGGUGACCAUCUUCCCGGGCACGGACAUCGCCUAGACGCGAACUUGUGGGGCGCCGGCCGGGCGCCGUGACUCUUAGGACUCUCGCGAGGCGGUCGUAAGCCUCGCAAAUACUA